Molecule: messenger RNA, 2276 nt
Organism: Marchantia polymorpha subsp. ruderalis
Lineage: Eukaryota; Viridiplantae; Streptophyta; Marchantiopsida; Marchantiales; Marchantiaceae
Source: the annotation of a GenBank genome assembly
CCACAUCCCCCCCGUAUUGCAAAGACUCUGCUUUCCCGUUCGCUAAAUUCAGGAGCUUUUCGAACCCUGCCGUUUGAAAAGUCGGGAACAUUUCGAUCCGAUGCGGAAGGUUCGAUGUCCUGAGUAGAAACCUUCAGUACCUCUGUCGUCCCCGUCGACACUAGCGCACCGGUGAGAUUGGGAACUACCCUUGGAGAAUGGACGUAUCGAACUCCUGAGAAGAAAUUAGUGUUCACGCAGAGAAAGCUCUGAAUGGUUUUUGUAUCAGGAGUGGGCGUGCGUCAUUGUCAGUGUUAUGCUUUUCCAGAAUCGAAGCCCUGUUGUGGUCGGUCGCUGGAGAAGGUCAGUGGAGCGUUGAGAGGGUGGCAGGGGCAGGGGCAGGUCUAUCUUACGAAGACAGCGUUCGGGGGUUUCAUUGCAGGCUCUGGAUUCCAGUAUGGCGAGGAGGAAGAUGAAGUUUUGAGCAGGCGUCAAGCUCUACUGUUGUUAGAGAAGUUUGAGAUAACGGGAAAGUCGAUACUGAGCCAGUGAGCAGGACAAGGGAUUUGUAAUAACAGGCAGAAAAAAUGAGUGUCGUGGGAAAGGAAUCGAUGCAAACAAUUGCGCAGUCAAUUGGUAUCUCAAAUUUGAGUGAUGAAGUUGCCGCUGCCCUUGCCCCAGAUGUGGAGUAUCGGAUGCGAGAGAUUAUGCAGAUGAUUGGAUAAACUUCAGAGAGAAGAAAUCAGUAACUGAAGCCAUAAAAUGCAUGCGUCAUUCUAAACGUUCAAUCUUGACCACGGACGAUGUUAACAGUGCUCUCAGCUUGCGGAACGUUGAGCCGCUUUAUGGGUUCGCAUCUGGAGAUCCUUUGCGUUACAGAAGAGCUUUGGGUCAUGCCGAUUUGUAUUACAUAGAGGACCGAGAGUUGGACUUUAAGGAGAUAAUCGAUGUGCCUUUUCCGAAGGCACCUUUAGACACAUCCGUUGUGGCCCACUGGCUUGCCGUAGAGGGUGUGCAACCCGCUAUACCUGAGAAUGCACCCAUUGAACCAAUUACAGUGCCCCCUGAGGCAAAGAAGGUGGACGGUCAAGCAAUAGUUCGUAAGGAGGAAGACGCGUUGGUUGAAAUCAAGCCCCCAGUGAAACAUGUGCUAUCUCGAGAGCUUCAGCUCUACUUUGAAAAGAUUACGGAGCAUAUAGUAUCUGGAUCAAAUCCAGGGCUAGUGAGGGACUGCUUGGUGAGCCUGUCUACGGAUUCUGGCCUUCAUCCGUUGGUUCCUUAUUUUACCCAAUUCAUAGCAGACGAGGUUGCAAGCAGCCUUGAUAAUUUUGCCCUGCUGUUUUCCUUAAUGCGGGUUGUACAAAGUUUGCUUCUCAAUCCACAUAUUCACAUCGAGCCUUAUCUUCAUCAGUUGAUGCCCUCUGUUAUCACAUGCCUAGUGGCCAAACGUAUAGGCGAUAAGGCCUUGGAGAAUCAUUGGGAGCUUCGAGACUUCACGGCUAGUAUUGUCGCCUUUAUUUGCAAAAGGUUUGGUCAUGCAUAUCAAAAUCUUCAGCAAAGAGUAACUCGCACCCUCGUGCAUGCCUUUCUGGAUCCCAAACGUGCUAUGACCCAACAUUACGGGGCCAUAACUGGCCUCUCUGUUCUAGGUUUGCGAGUGGUGCAGUUACUGAUCCUCCCCAAUCUUCCUCCCUACCUCCAGCUGCUAGCACCGGAACUAAAUUUUGAAUCUCAGCCAAAUGAAAUGAAGAGAUAUGAGGCUUGGAAGGUCUACGGUGCAUUGCAGCUGGGCGCAGGAAAAUGGUUGUACCACAAUUUGAAAUCACAUCCAGAGUUUUUCUCCGCACCUGGGAAAUCAACUACGAAAGCUCCCCCGAAAGCAGUGACAACUUUUCAAGAAUCACAGGCCUCGGUGAACGGUUUGGCAUCACCCUUGACGACCAGUCCCUCGAGGAAAAGAGUUGCCGCGCCAGAUGUGGCUAAUCAGAGCUCACAGAAGAAAUUUGCGGUGGAUGGUGCUGCUGAUGUGUCUUCACUCAGUUCAACUAUUACGGACAAUGUUGAAGCGGAAGCAACUGAUCUGUCGGUAAGAACUGUUGAUCAAGGAGCUGAUGGUAGCAAAGGAAGAUUACCAAACAGGAAGUCCAAUCCUUUGGCUGAGGCAUGGAAGGAUGAUGCAGAUAUAGGUGGCCUUUUUGCCUCAUUGAUAGAGAGUUUUGGGGAUGGAAUGCUCCCUUUUAUACCAACAAGAGAAUUAUGCAUGUUCAUAUAAGUUGCUGUUAAAUACAUAUUUCCAA